Ricinus communis (castor bean) is the source of this 3037-nucleotide messenger RNA. RefSeq names its product beta-adaptin-like protein A. Gene Ontology annotation, molecular function: clathrin binding. Gene Ontology annotation, biological process: intracellular protein transport; vesicle-mediated transport. The coding region runs from base 288 to 2834 and encodes 848 amino acids. Gene Ontology annotation, cellular component: membrane coat; clathrin adaptor complex. The transcript is spliced from 11 exons. The record is from RefSeq and is a predicted model, not a curated record. NCBI's taxonomy places the organism in Eukaryota, Viridiplantae, Streptophyta, Magnoliopsida, Malpighiales, Euphorbiaceae.
AUGUUUGAUUAAGAAGAUUUUAGAUAGGAUGUUUGUUUUUGGUGUCUCAUCGAAACGCCUCGUUUCGUCAGUACCACUGUCGUUGUAUUUAGCGAAAGCUAAACCGUGAUUAGAGUGAGAGUUAAUAAUCCAACAGACCAAUAAUCUACAGCCAUGUCAUCAUCAGUACGUGUACAACCGAUUGCACUUUGUCAUCUUUCUCACCUCCAUUUCUAAAAAUUCAGUCCUCUCUCCAUGUUCGCUUCUUAUUAGAUCUCACUAGUACGACAAGUCGCAGCCUAUCUGCCAUGGCACCUCCGGCGCACUCACAGCGGUCUCCGUCACCAUCUCAACCGUCCGGAAAAAGCGAAGUCUCCGAUUUAAAGACACAACUCCGGCAACUCGCCGGAAGCCGAUUGCCAGGAGUUGACGAUUCAAAAAGAGAACUAUUCAAGAAAGUAAUUUCACACAUGACAAUAGGAAUCGAUGUAUCGUCAUUAUUUGGUGAAAUGGUUAUGUGUUCAGCAACAUCGGACAUCGUUUUGAAGAAAAUGUGCUAUCUCUAUGUAGGUAAUUAUGCGAAAGGAAAUCCUGAUCUUGCUCUAUUAACUAUCAAUUUUCUUCAAAGAGAUUGUAAAGACGAAGAUCCAAUGAUUAGAGGACUUGCGCUAAGGAGCUUAUCUUCCUUGCGAGUUGCGAAUUUGGUUGAGUAUUUGGUUGGACCUUUAGGUUCUGGUUUGAAAGAUAAUAACAGUUAUGUUAGAGUGAUUGCUGUUAUGGGAGUUCUUAAGUUGUAUCAUAUUUCGGCUUCCACUUGUAUUGAUGCUGAUUUUCCAGCUAUUUUAAAGCAUUUGAUGCUUCGUGAUCCGGAUACUCAGGUUGUUGCAAAUUGUUUAUGUGCAUUGCAAGAAAUUUGGAGCGCAGAAGCAAGUACCUCCGAGGAAGCAUUAAGGGAGAAAGAAAGUUUAAUUAGCAAAGCUGUUAUUUUCAACUUCUUGAACCGGAUCAAGGAAUUUAGUGAAUGGGCACAGUGUCUUGUGCUUGAUUUGCUUUCUAAAUAUGUACCCUCAGACAGCAAUGAGAUAUUUGACAUCAUGAAUCUCCUAGAAGACAGACUUCAGCAUGCAAAUGGUGCUGUUGUCCUUGCAACCAUCAAAGUGUUUCUACAGUUGACACUGUCCAUGGCUGAUGUGCAUCAGGAGGUGUAUGAGCGUAUUAAAGCUCCUUUGCUUACCCUAGUCAGUUCUGGAAGUCCUGAGCAAUCUUAUGCAGUUCUAAGCCACCUGCAUCUGUUGGUGAUGCGUGCACCAUACAUAUUUUCCUCAGAUUAUAAACACUUCUAUUGCCAGUACAAUGAGCCAUCUUAUGUCAAAAAGUUAAAGCUAGAAAUGUUGACUGCGGUUGCAAAUGAGAGCAAUACAUAUGAAAUUGUGACAGAGUUAUGCGAAUAUGCUGCAAAUGUUGAUAUUCCCAUUGCAAGAGAGUCAAUUCGGGCUGUUGGAAAAAUAGCACUGCAGCAGUAUGAUGUGAAUGCUAUUGUUGAUAGGCUUCUUCAGUUCCUAGAGAUGGAAAAGGACUAUGUUACUGCUGAAGCUUUGGUUCUUGUGAAAGAUCUACUGAGGAAAUACCCUCAGUGGAGUCAUGAUUGCAUUGCAGUUGUUGGGAAUAUCAGUAGCAAGAAUGUUCAAGAACCCAAGGCCAAAGCAGCUCUUAUAUGGAUGUUAGGAGAAUAUUCUCAGGAUAUGAAUGAUGCUCCUUAUAUUCUUGAGAGUUUAGUUGAGAAUUGGGAUGACGAGCAUUCAGCUGAGGUUCGUUUACAUCUCCUCACAGCAGUUAUGAAAUGCUUUUUUAAGAGACCACCUGAGACUCAGAAAGCAUUGGGAUCUGCACUGGCUGCAGGACUUGCUGAUUUUCACCAGGAUGUUCAUGAUAGAGCUUUGUUCUACUACAGGCUAUUGCAACACAAUGUGUCAGUUGCAGAACGUGUUGUGAAUCCUCCAAAACAAGCUGUUUCUGUGUUUGCUGAUACUCAGAGUAGUGAAAUCAAAGAUCGCAUUUUUGAUGAAUUUAACAGCCUCUCUGUUGUGUACCAGAAGCCAUCUUACAUGUUCACUGACAAAGAACAUCAGGGAGCGUUCGAAUUUUCAGAUGAGUUGGGAAAUUUAUCCAUUGGGGCGGAAUCUGCUAAUGAGGUUGUACCAGCAGCUAGAGUUGAUGCUAAUGACAAGGAUCUGCUUCUGAGUACUUCAGAGAAGGAAGAAAGUAGAGGUGCUGGUAACAAUGGUUCUGCAUACAGUGCUCCUUUAUUUGAUGCUCCAUCAGUAUCUAUUGCUGCUCCACAAGCACAAAUGCAAUCCGAAUCAUUGAUUCCAAACCUUACAGUACCAGGACAUUCUCCUCAGGCUAGCUUUGCCAUCGAUGAUUUACUUGGUCUAGGUCUACCAGCAGCACCUGCACCUGCACCAGCUCCAGCACCUCCUCCUUUGAAGCUUAAUUCCAGAGCUGCUCUAGAUCCAGCCACGUUUCAGCAAAAGUGGCGCCAACUUCCAUCAUCUGUUUCACAGGAGCAUUCUCUAAGUCCUCAAGGAGCUGCAGCAUUGACAACACCUCAACCCCUCCUUCGUCACAUGCAGGCCCAUUCCAUUCAAUGCAUCGCAUCAGGUGGUCAAUCGCCCAACUUCAAGUUUUUCUUCUUUGCUCAAAAAGCAGAGGAAUCAUCUAUAUAUCUUGUAGAAUGUAAAAUCAACACAUCAUCAAGUAAAGCACAGAUAAACAUAAAAGCUGAUGAUCAGAGUACUUCCCAGGAAUUCUCAUCUUUGUUCCAAUCAGCCUUGUCCAAGUUUGGUAUGCAGUGAGUGUGCAUAAAGUUUUUGUUUUUCCUUUCACUCAAGUUUCCAGCAGAAAAUAGGUUUUUUGAUGUAUUGUAGUUGCCUCAGGAGAAACAAAAUUUUAGAAGUGAAAUAAAAGGAAAACAAAUACUGUUUUGGUUACUUGUAGAUUGAGUGUAUAAUGAGACCAAAAGGAAAAAGAGGAAUUCAACUUCUAAAUCUUUGUUUUA